Messenger RNA from Drosophila arizonae, 496 nucleotides. RefSeq names its product mitochondrial ribosomal protein L52 (gene mRpL52). Gene Ontology annotation, cellular component: mitochondrial large ribosomal subunit. Gene Ontology annotation, molecular function: structural constituent of ribosome. The record is from RefSeq and is a predicted model, not a curated record. Gene Ontology annotation, biological process: mitochondrial translation. Lineage: Eukaryota; Metazoa; Arthropoda; Insecta; Diptera; Drosophilidae.
GAAUCUUAUUCCAUGCAACUCUGAUGUGGUUAUGUGAGCGUGUUUACACUUUGCUAAAUACAAAAAUGCUAAAGUUACGUACGCUCUGCCUUACAAAUCCCGCUUUAAUCACUGCACAGCGGCAUGUGGCCCUUAGUGCCGUACGCUGCGUCGAUCAAGGCUGGCGAGCGGCAAAGGGAUUGCCCGAGAAUCCAAAUGCAUUUGGUCCACUCACGAAUUUGCCGGAUUACACAUACCUGGACGGCAGACCAACCCCACUGGGCUCCAAUCAGCAUAAGCGGCUACUGAAGCAACAGGAGAUUGCUGCCAAAAUUGUGGAACUCAGCAGCGAAUUAGACUUUGCGAAGGAACGCCACGAACGUCUUAAGAAGCAGGCCCAGGCUGAAAAGCAACGCAUUAUACAGAAUAAGCUUAAACCCAAAGGACAUCUAUUGUUAAAGAAGAAAUAAUUCUGUUAACUUACCGUUAACCUUAAAUGUAAAUUAACUUUAAUGUU